Molecule: messenger RNA, 814 nt
Organism: Opisthorchis viverrini
Lineage: Eukaryota; Metazoa; Platyhelminthes; Trematoda; Opisthorchiida; Opisthorchiidae
Exons: 6
Coding region: 1-777 (258 amino acids)
Source: RefSeq, a predicted model, not a curated record
AUGAUUAGCCAACUUCAACAGGAAGUCCAACGAUUAUGGGCAGAAAACAGGAACAUGUGUGAAUUAGUGCAUAACCGAUGCGGUACACCAGUGCGUCCAGAAAACCUAAACAUGAACAAACCCUCUGUCAAAAGUCAAGGUGUCGGUCCCAGUGAGCAAGACACCAAAAUGGCUGCUGUAACCGAAGAGAUGCUUGAACAAUAUCGUAUGGAAAACGAGAAUUUGAGGAUGCUGGUCAGUGAAAAGGCUUAUUGCAAAAACGAACACUCCGAUUAUGAACGGCUGAAGGAGAAAAAUCAAAUGCUGUGUCAGGAACUCAGUGAACUGAGAUGGAAUCUAUGGAUUUGCAGACAACAUGCUACUACAGUUAGCUCAAAAUCAAUACGGGCAUGUGUUCUGCAUUUCAGUCAGUUAGACGCAAGGAAGCCGAACAGUCCACCUGUUUAUAAUAAACUUCACGGUUCGCUCCUGCCAAUACUGCGUCCAACCAGCAAAAUGCGGUCAAAGUCCUACCGACCUCCGGCUGUGCACACAUACGAAGGAAGGCACGCAGAAUAUCAAAAGAAAAUCCAGUUGCCCUCGCUCGUUCCUAAACCCAGUUCACAUAUAAAGCCGGAAUAUGCAAUCAAUCGAUUUCAGCAUGGAAAAUUCUCUGGUCGCCAUGCUCGAUUUGCGGAAACGCAAAAACCACCAGGUGAGAGGUAUUCGGGAAUGAAAGAAGCACCUGGAAAUUUGAAGCCUUCAAGUUAUGCGAACCGGAAAGUCAAGCUGAUCUGAGCCUCGAUAUUAUCCGAUAAAAAACACGCUCCCUUGU